Messenger RNA from Microstroma glucosiphilum, 1800 nucleotides. RefSeq lists its product as hypothetical. Lineage: Eukaryota; Fungi; Basidiomycota; Exobasidiomycetes; Microstromatales; Microstromataceae. Bases 487 to 1611 code for a protein of 374 amino acids. Gene Ontology annotation, molecular function: RNA binding. The transcript has 5 exons. The record is from RefSeq and is a predicted model, not a curated record. Gene Ontology annotation, cellular component: nucleus.
ACUCGAGGUGAAACGUUGGCUUUAUCUCUCCAAGUGUAUUGCUACCAUCGUCGCUAGUCCAAGUCCGCAUCGUGUAGGGUGUAGCCUGUAGCACGUCUCCACGGUAUUGUGCGGAUCGUGUGAUGUCUCCGAGCCGAGCCCCGAGCCAAGGGUCCAUGGAGCGCGCGACGAGCGGAGAUGCGAGGCUUGAUUGGACGUCUCGCUUCGGGCGCACAAUCCACCACCGCCCGCCCCCCCAUCACCAUGACACUCCUCCUCCUGUGACAACCCCCACCACGAGUCUACCAGCGGCACAACUCCUGCAUCAGAACAUCUCCCACAUCUUUACGUCGAAGCGCGUCCACUGACAUCCGCUGACAUUCGACGCAGCUUGUUUGACUAUCACUAGGAGUGUGGGCGAACCGAGUGACCCCGUCCAUAUCCGCUUCCGCAACCCCCACCCCAGUGACGCAGAAGGCGGUCAUUUCGAAACAAACAUACACCAACAUGGACGACUCUCUCGAUAGCACGAACACAGACUCCAAUGCCUUGACACAGCUCAAGUUGGACCUCAGAGGUUCUCGCUUCGUCAUUGAGCGAGAGACGCUGAUGAACCUGCCCGAGUCGGUGCUGCUCUGUCUCUUCCCGAAUGGACUGGUGCUCAGCAGACAGGGAGGUGGAUACGAGGGCAUGAAUGCAGCUGAUGAGGGAGAAGAGGAGGAAGAGGAGGUGUACAUGGUGGACUUCGACCCGCAAUGUCUGUCGUAUGUUCUUUCGUUCUUCCGGAAAGCCCAGGACGACUUCUAUGGAACACCGACACAGCCAGGAAAGUAUCAAGGACCUCCACUCUUUGAAGAUGGCAGUACCCACCCGUCCUUCAACUAUGCCGCUCAGAACACGAACCCCCUUUUCAGCAAACAAGCCAUCAUCGUUCUCCGCGAGGAGCUCGAAUACUUUGUCAUCCCUCCCAAAGCCACUGCCCGAAUCGAAGGAGAUGGUAGAGAGGGGACGGACCUGGACGGAAAGGCCACACCUGCUUUGCUGCAGCUUAAGCAGGCUAGUGGUCAGGCGCUAUUGGAAAGGCAGAGGAUCUUCACGGCUUUGCAGAGGAAUGUGAACAAGGAGAACAACAUGGCGGAACAGCAUCUGAUCGAUAUGCUCUGCAUGAGCGGCUUCGAUCGAGACGAUUCCUGGGGAUUCCGAGCUUUGGAGCCAGCGCGCUGCUGCAUCACCUCCAUCGCUCUUGUGCUUCUCAAGACUGGCCUGCGCUUCGAUGGCCAGCGCAAAGUGCCUUCGAAUGACGACGUGGACGAUGGUGGGGUAUCGCCUGAGCAGACACAAUUGGCGACCGCACAAAAGCUAUUGCUGUUCUGGAGGAAACCGGCCCGCAAGUGCUGGUGGGACGGCGUUGACAUUGUCGUACCCCACACAUCAACGUCCGCAAGUACAGCAGAGCAAGAUGGCAGUGCAGCAAUGGCCGCCGAGAUGGCAUCGGAAGCGGAAGAAGCAGACGUUAAUGCACCGACGGCAGGCAUGACUGCACAAGAGGUCGAACUGCUGAGAAGCAAGAAGGGACGCAAGUGUCGUGUCUGGGCCAGGCGCGUAUGGACGCUGGAGCUGAGCUUGAUCUGAAGGAACAAGAAUCCUCACAGCAGUCCAGCUUUGGCGCCUGCAGGCAACAACGGCUUCUUCUCAGACCUCGUGAUCGACUCGCCCAUGCCUUUGCGCACUCUCACCGGUCGUAUAUACCCGUCUCGUCUUCGAUCGUAUAUAGUCUGUCUAAUCCCACACAUCAUGUCACUGGUAGUGUCAGUUUCCCGG